This is a messenger RNA of Adineta steineri, 27306 nucleotides long. NCBI's taxonomy places the organism in Eukaryota, Metazoa, Rotifera, Eurotatoria, Adinetida, Adinetidae. The record is from the annotation of a GenBank genome assembly.
AUGAACGACUCAAAAUACGGUGUCGACGAGAAGGGUGUAUUCGCAGUGGAAAAAAUUUCCAAAGGUGAAGAAUUGAUUUACGAAUAUAACCCUUUGGUCGAGGAAUGGCCAUUUUAUCCUGAUAAUGAUCAACGAGGAAAAUAUACCAAAGCAGAAUUAUUCAGGUUGAUUGAAAAUAACCCAAAAUUAAGCAAACUCAUUAAUUAUCAAGCAUACAUGGUUGACGAUAAUCUAUUCAAUGUUCCAUUUAAAUAUACAGUCAUGGAUUCUGAUAAUGUUGAUGAUUGUGAAAAGCGUUUUCCCCAUACUUUAUUCAUUAACCAUUCUUGUGACCCAAAUAUUGGCUUUAUUGAAGUCACAAAAUGCUACGCACUACGAGACAUUGAUAUUGGUGAAGAAAUAACACGCAAUUAUGGAUGUCUUCUGACCGAAGAUUCUCUUCAGGUUGGAAUAAAAUGCCAAUGUGAAUCAAAAGAGAAAUGUCAGCAAAUUUUUCGCAUGGAUUUUUAUAAGGACCCAAUAUGGCGACAAGAAAACGAACGAUAUUGCUUCCCCUAUGUUAAAAAGAAGAUCCAAGAAUUACUAUAUAGCAACGAAACAAUUGCUAAAACUGCUAUAGUUGAGCAGCAAAUGUCAAUGCCCGAUGCUAGUAUGUUUUGGCUUGAUGUCCUCCAUGGUUAUCAGCUUGAUCGGUCUCUACCAUUACCAUUUGAUCGAUAUCGUCUUGUGGAUGAAGAUCGAACGGGUCGUGGAGUAUCUGUUUUCGUCGAUUUUGGUGAAGAUCUCUCACAUUACUUUCUUCAUUAUGCAUCAUCAAUGAAUAUAAAACUUGAACAUCUUGUAUUUGCCAUUUAUUAUGCUUUUAUGUUCAAAUUAACAAAUGGAGAGACGGAUUUGUGUGUUGCGGUUAAUACCGAUACUCGACAUAGAGAUGAAUUCAAAACAGCAAUUAGUUUGUUCGAAAAUAUCGUUCCAUUACGGUGUCAAUUAGAUCCUCAUUGGCCUUUCCGGCGGCUCAUCGAACAUAUUUAUGAGAUAAUAACAAGCACUAUGAAGUAUUCUUACUUUCCUCUUAAACGUAUUCUUGCCCAACAUUCCAAUAUUUCAAAGCCUGCAUUUCUCGACAUAUUAUUCGAGUUUCUGUCAAAUGAAAAUGUUGAAAAUAAAGUACUGGUCGAUGAUAGUCGACUUCGUGCCAUGUCAAUGGCCUCAAUCCGAAGUAAUGACGAGGAAAUCAUGAGUAACUUUGAUUUUUCUCUCACUAUGCAACAUAAUUCGAAAACUAAUCAACUAUCAUGCACAAUCAAUGGAUCACUUGAUCUGUUCAAUCGAAAUACAAUUGAAAAGGUUGCACAACGAUUUCAUUCGAUCUGCAAACAAUUGUUUACAUUUGCUCAUGACCAAACAAAUCAAUCAAUCUAUGAACUACCAUUAGUAAUGCCUGAUGAAAGAUUACUCAUGCAAUCAAUAAAUAAUACACAAGUGUUAUUUCCUUCUAGCACUUGUAUUCAUCAAGAGUUUGUCUAUCAAGUAAUGAAACAUCCACAAAAACUAGCUGUUGAACUUGACGACCAAUCAUUAACAUAUUGUGAACUUUUACAUUAUGUUCAAGUAUUAUCUUUAACUCUUCUUAAUGAAUACCAUGUUUCUCCAGGUGAAAUAAUAUGUCAAUGUGUUGAGCGAAGUCUGUCAAUGGUAAUUGGUAUAAUGGCAACUGAAAUGGCUGGUGGUGCUUAUUGUCCAUUAUCACCUCGAGAUCCACAACAUCGUUUGCAUGCGCUAAUACAACAAACUCAAAGUCGUCUUGUUCUUGUUCAUGAUUUAACUAAGACCAAGUUUCAUCAUAAUAUUGUUUCACUUGAUAUUGAUUCAAUAUUGACUGUUUAUAAUAUGGCAAGGAAUAUUGAUAUUGAUCAAUUAUCAAUUAUAAGAAUUACACUCAACGACAUUGCUUAUAUUGUUUUCACAAGUGGUUCGACUGGAAAACCUAAAGCGGUUCAAGUCCAGCACAAGAACUUUACUGGAUUUAUAUGUUCGUACGUUUAUGAUGAUGUAUUGAAUGCAAAGGAUACAAUUCUUCAGAUGGCACGUUGUUCUUUUGAUGUUCAUGUCCACGAUAUAUUGGGCAGUUUUAUGAUUGGAAGUAGUCUGAUUAUACUACAUCCAAGAGGGAUCAUGGACUUUAACUAUCUUGCCAAUGUUAUGAUACAGAAAAAUAUUACUCGUUUUGCUUCUGUUCCAACUAUGAUUAAUGAUUUCUUCACUUUCCUACAACAACAAAAUCAUCAGAAUGUGGCGCAAUACCUGCGAUCAAUUUGUAGUGGGGGUGAGCCUUGCUCUUUGAAAUUAAUAAAUUUAAUAUCAAAUACCGUAACCCAGACGUGUCGACUAUGGAACAUGUAUGGUCCUGCUGAAACAACAAUUGCUUGCACGUUUCAUCUUGUCGAUAUAUCAAUGGAGACUAAAAGCUUUCCUAUAGGCAGACCGCUUUCAAAUUACCAAAACCUAAUUUUACAUGAAUUCGCACAAAGUGCGUUUAUCGAUCAAGAAGGAGAAUUAUUUGUGGGAGGAGCAGGUGUCUUUGCUGGUUAUCUUGCACGUGAUGAUUUAACUGCAAAAGCUCUUGUUGAAAUAGAUGGCGAGUUAUUUUAUCAAACAGGUGAUCUUGUUACAAUGGAUAACAAUGGUCUUCUUCAUUAUCAAGGAAGAAAAGAUCAUCAAAUCAAACUUCAUGGACAACGAAUUGAACUUGGUGAGAUUGAACGAUGUUUACUUAACAUUACAUCCAUCUCUGCUUGUAUCGUCAUGAAAUGGAAUGAUGAUCAUCUAGUUGCUUAUGUUCAAUCUUCUUCUCAUAUGAAUGAGGAAGAACUACGUCAACAUUGCCAAUCUUAUCUCCCACCACAUAUGAUACCAUCAAUAUUCAUCAUUCUUGAUAAAUUACCUCUGAAUCCAAAUGGAAAAAUAGAUCGAAAACUUCUUCCUUCACCUCACUUCUCAUCAACGCAUCUCACCAACGGUAUAGAUCUAUUAUUACCGACAAACGAUAUUGAAGUUAGUAUUCAUCGUAUUUGGUGUGAGAUAUUCAAACAAAAUCCAAUCUCAACUGAUACAAAUAUAUUUACUAUUGGUGGUCAUUCAUUACUAAUGAUAGAACUUUUUCAUCAAUACAAGAUCGAAUUUUACUUAGAACAAAAGCAAAAUACUCUCUCUAUAUCUAAUCUAUUCCAACAUCCAACAAUUAUUCAUCAUGCUCAACUCAUUCAACAAUCUAUCAAUAUCAUCGACACUCUUGACGAUCAUCCUUGGUCUUCAUUACAUCUCAUUCAAGGUAAACAAAGCUAUUUAAAACAGAUAGGAUCAUCAACUAUAUAUAUGUAUUCAUUCUUUUUUCUCAUUCCAGCUCGAGCAUCAUUUGCACAAGAACGAAUCUAUUUAGAUGAACAAAUUCGGUUUUCAUCCAACAAAACAACAAUGAAGAAUAUAUAUGUUAUUCCAUCGCUUUAUCGUAUACCAUCUAUGAAUGAUCAUAUAUCAAUUACUCGAUUAUAUCAUGCAUUUCAAAAUGUUAUCGCAAAACAUCAAAUUCUUCGAACAGCACUUUAUCUUGAUAUAAAUGGCCAUAUCAUACAGCAUUGUUUCAAUACAAAUAUCAUUCUCGAUGAUCAUAUGAAAUCAAAUCGAUUGGCAAUCGUUAAUAUUCAUAAUGAUGAUCAUCGUCAUAUGAAUGAAAUUAUCGAAGAAAUAUUAAAUCAGGCUGAUUCAUCUGAUUUAUCAAAAGGACGUGUUAUUCGUUGUCAUGUUCUUCGUCAUUAUCAUCAAUUUCAAGAUAAUAUCUCAUAUGAGAAUGAUGAUCUAUUAACUGAAAAUGAUCACAUAUUGAUUAGCAUUCACCAUUCAAUGUUUGAUGGAGCAUCAAGAUCAAUCUUUCUUCGUGAUCUUUCUCUUGCUUAUCAAUCUGAUGACUCUGUAUCUAUGGAUGAAAAUACAUUGAAUUAUAUAGAUUAUUCUGUUCAUGAGCAUAUCAUGGAUAUGAGAUUAUCUCGUGAAUUCUGGCAUUCUCAACUUGAAGGAUAUAAUCUUGCGCGCCAAUUAUCAUUACCAGUUGAUCGAAAACGUUCAUCAACUGAUCAACAACGAUCAGGUUUGGCAUCAAUAGCUGAAAUCAUUUUCGAUAACGAAUUAUGCAUAUCAUUUCUAAAUUAUGCAUCAUCACAUCAUCUUACACUCUUUCAACUUGGAUUAUCCGUAUUUUAUGUCUUUCUAUUCAAAUUAACCCAUGGUGAGACUGAUCUAUGUAUUUCUUCUAUCAAUGCUAAUCGAUAUCGAAGUGAAUUGCAGAAUCUAAUUGGAAUGUUUGUUUCAACAUUACCGUAUCGCUUAGAAAUUGAUUCUAUUUGGUCAUUUGAUGAACUUGUUGAGCAUGUACAAGAAAAAUGUUUAUCAAUGCUUGAACAUUCUCAUUAUCCACUUCAACGUAUUCUUGGUGAUAAUCGAUUAAACCAAUCGAAUGUACCAUUUCUUGAGACAAUGUUCGAUUUUAUUACUGUGUCAAAAGAUACGGGACAUUUAUGUUUGGAUGGUGCAAAUUUAGAACAGUUAUCAUUAGAACAAGCAGCUGAAGUAACUAAAUUUGACUUUUCAUUAACAUUUGUAUAUAAUCCAUCAUCCGAUAACAAGAGAUUAUCAUGUCAUUUUGUUUGUUCACGUGAUUUGUUUGAAGAAUUAACUGUUUCACAAGUAGCUCAAAGACUUCACUAUAUGUUUGAGCAACUGUUUCAAAUCCAAUCCAGCAACGUUCCUGUGAUAAAUGUGAGUUCAUCGAUUACCAAACUGUCUCUUAUUCUUCCUGAAGAAGCUGAAGAAACUGAGUUGGUCGUGUUUCAUCGAUUGGAUGAUAUUGUGAAUGAAGCACCAGCAUCAUUUGCACAAGCUCUACUAUGGCAUAAUGAAUCUAUUCAUUUCACUCCGCACAUAUCACAAGUACCAAUCUACAACAUGCCUUUUGUUUAUUCUCUCUACUCACAUCAUACUUUAUCAGUACAACAUCUUCGUCAUGCCCUUCAGCUAAUCGUUACAAAACAUGAACCUCUUCGAACAUCACUCAUCUUUCAUACACACACCAAUCGACUCAUGCAACAAAUUACUGACUUCAGCCAAAAUCACAAUACGUUACUUACAUUUAUUGAAAGCACUUAUACAACACAUCAACAACUUAAUUAUAUCCUGCAUGAAGAAAGACAUAAUCCGCAAUUUUUCGAUCUGGCACAAGGCCUUGUUUUUCGAUGUCAUCUUGUUUACUACAAAUCAGUCCCUUCAGAUCAUCUUCUUUCUGAUACAGAUGUAAUCAUCUUUAAUUUUCAUCAUGCUGUAUUUGAUUAUUCAUCAAUGAAUAUAUUUUUUCAUGAUCUUAAUCAAGCAUAUACUGCAGGUCAAUUAUUAUAUGAUGACAACACUAAUCUUCGUUAUCUCGAUUAUGCUGUUAUUGAACAACAAAUGUCAAUGACUGGUGCAAGCAUGUUUUGGCUUGAUGCUCUUCAAGACUGUAAACUUGAUCAACCUUUGUCAUUACCAUUUGAUCGAUAUCGUCUCGCAAGUCAACAUCGAACUGGUCGUGGAACAUCUAUUUCUUUUGAUUUUAGUCAAGACCUCUCACAUGAAUUUCUUACACAUGCAUCAUCAUAUAAUAUACCGCUUGAACAUCUUACAUUUGCUAUUUAUUUCAUCUUUCUAUUUAAAUUAACUAAUGGACAAACAGAUCUAUGUAUUUCUAUGAACAUCAAUAAUCGAUAUAGAGAUGAACUCAAAGCAAUCAUUGGACUGUUUGAGAAUAUUAUUCCAUUACGAUGUCAAUUAGAUCCUCAUUGGUGUUUUCAUCAAUUCCCCGAACAUGUUCAAGAGAUAACAACAAAGAGUAUGAAAUAUUCGUAUUUUCCACUUCAACGUAUUCUCAAUCAACAUCCACAUAUUUCAAAACAUGCAUUUUUGGAUACAUCUCUGGAAUUUAUCUCAUGCAAGAGCAACGAUGACAAUAAUGCAAUUAUGAUUGGUGAUUCUCAACUUGUUUCAGAAUCUUUCUCAUUCAAUACGAAUGAAGAUGAGAUACUAUGUGUAUCCGACUUCUCUCUUUCCAUUUAUCAAGAUAUGAACAUGAAUCAACUGUCAUGCACAAUCAAUGCAUCACUUGACUUGUUCAAUAGAGACACAGCGGAGAAGAUUUCACAACGAUUUCAUUUCAUGUCACAUCAAUUAUCUACAUCUAUGAUUGAUAAUCAAAUGAACAAACCUAUCUAUGAAUUAUCAUUACUAUUAUCAAAUGAACAAUAUCUAACGCAAUCUUUGAAUAAUACACAAAUAUCAUUUCCAUCUCCACUCACUUGUAUUCAUCAUGAGUUUGUAUAUCAAGUAAUGAAACAUCCACAAAAACUAGCAGUUGAAUUAGAUGAACAAUCAUUAACAUAUUGUGAACUUUUUGCUUAUGUCCAGAUUUUAGCUGUCCAUCUUGUAGAUCAGUAUGGUGUCAUUCCAGGUGAGGUUAUCUCACAAUGUGUUGAACGAAGUCUGUCUAUGGUUAUUGGGAUCAUAGCAAUUGCAAUGGUUGGUGAUGUAUAUUUUCCUUUGUCAUUUCGAGAUCCAGAAAAUCGUCUGCAUAUGCUUUUGCAACAAACACAAAGUCGUCUUAUUCUUUCCCAUUAUCUGACAAAAAAUAAGUUUAACGAUAUUAUCACUACGUUAAACAUUGAUUCUAUAUUGGUUAAUAAUAAUUUAUUUCAACAUAUUAAUAUUGAUCAACUAUCAUCUGUUCAUGUGACUAUCAACAGCAUAGCCUACAUUAUAUUUACUAGUGGUUCAACAGGAACGCCAAAAGGGGUUCGAGUUCGACAUAUAAAUUUUAUUCAAUGUAUCUAUUCUUUAAUGUGCAUUGAUUCAUUUACUAACAAUGAUACAGUGAUUCAAAUGGCUAGAUGUUCAUUUGACAAUCAUAUUCAAGAAAUUAUUGGUUCAUUGAUAAUUGGAGCUACAAUAAUCAUGCUUCGUCCAAGAGGAACUGUUGAAUUGAACUAUCUUGCUGAAAUCAUGAGAAACAAACAAGUUACUUAUAUGCACUCUGUAGCAAGUUUACUUCGCAACUUUUUCACUUUUCUUAAACAGAAUAAUUAUUUACAUUUUAUAAAAUAUCUUAGAUCACUCUGCACUAUCGGUGAGCCAUGUUAUAUGAAGUUAGUCAAAUUAAUCCUCACAGAUCCUGCACAGCAUUUUACGUUUUGGAAUUGGUACGGUUUGACAGAAACUACUGUUGCUUGCACUUUUUAUCCGGUAAACAUUAAAUUCAAUGCAGACAGUAUUUCAAUAGGACGUCCAUUGCCUAAUUAUCGAUAUUUGCUCUUGGAUAAUUUCUUACAAUUUGCCAUCAUUAAUCAAGAAGGUGAAUUAUUUAUAGGAGGUGUAGGUGUUUUCGCUGGUUAUCUUGGACGUGAUGAUUUGACAAAUAGAGCACUGAUUGAAAUCGAUGGUGAGAUAUUCUAUCGAACAGGUGAUCUUGUUAGAAUGGGUAACAAUGAUCUUCUUUAUUGUGUCGGUCGAAAAGAUUUUCAAACUAAAUUACACGGACAACGAAUUGAACUUGGUGAAAUAGAACGAUGUUUACUUAACAUCGCAUCCAUAUCUACUUGUGUUGUCAUGAAAUGGAAUGAUGAUUAUUUGAUUGCUUAUGUUCAGUCUUCUCAUAUCAAUGAAGAACAACUUCGUCAACACUGUGAAUCUCAUCUUCCACCACAUAUGAUACCAUCAAUAUUCAUUAUACUUGAUAAAUUACCAUUGAAUCCAAAUGGUAAAAUAGAUCGAAAACUUCUUCCUUCACCUGACUUUUCAUCAAUACAGCUAACAGACAGUAUCGAUCUAUCAACACCAAGCAAUGAAAUCGAAGCUAGUCUUCAUCGCAUUUGGUGUGAUAUACUACAACAAAAACAAAUCUCGAUCGAUACAGACAUCUUCAGUAUCGGUGGUCAUUCACUUGUUAUCAUGAAACUACAUCAUCGAUAUAAAGUAGAAUUUCAUUUAGAAAAUAGUUCCCUUUCUAUUACUGAUCUGUUUCAACAUCCAACAAUUAUUCGUCAUGCUAAACUUAUUCAUCAAAUCAGCAAUAUCAAACAGAAUAUUCACGAUUGUCGAUGGCUUUCUUUAUAUCUUACUCAAGCUCCAGUAUCUUAUGCUCAGGAACGUAUUUUCUUAGAUGAGCAAAUCCGGUUUUCAUCAGCCGAUAAUAAUACUAACAUAUAUGUUAUUCCAUUAAUUUAUCGUCUUCUAUCUGUGAAUAAUCAUAUAUCAAUUUCACGACUACAACAUGCAUUUCAAAGUGUUAUCACAAAACAUACUAUUCUUCGAACAGCACUUUAUCUUGAUAUCGAUGGUGUCAUUGUACAAGAUUGUCAAGACACGAGUGUUCCGAUUGAUGAUAUCCAAACAUAUAGAUGCUCAGUAGUAAAUAUUUCUGAUGAUGACCAUGGAAAAAAUGAAAUUGUGAGGAAAAUACUAAAUCAAGCUGAUUUAUUUGAUUUAUCAAAAGGACAUGUUAUUAAUUGUCAUAUUCUUCGUCAAUAUCAAUCCAACCACUCAUUCACCCACAAUAACAAUCUUUUAACUAAAGAUGAUCUAAUACUAUUUACCAUUCAUCAUGCAAUGUUCGAUGGAACAUCAGUAUCAAUCUUCGCUCGUGAUCUUUCUCUUGCUUAUCAAUCUGAUGACUCUGUAUCUGUGAAUGAUAACUCAUUGAAUUAUAUCGAUUAUUCUGUUCAUGAGCAUAUCAUGGAUAUGAGAUUAUCUCGUGAAUUCUGGCAUUCUCAACUUGUAGGGUAUAAUAUCGAAUGUUCAUUAUCAUUACCUGUUGAUCGACAACGUUCAUCAACUAGUCAGCAACGAUCAGGUUUAGCAUCCAUAGUUGAAAUUACUUUUGAUAAUGAACUUUGCACAUCAUUUCUAAAUUAUGCAUCAUCACAUCAUCUCACAUAUUUUCAACUUGGAUUAUCCAUAUUUUAUGUCUUUCUAUUCAAAUUAUCCCAUGGUGAGACUGAUUUAUGUAUUGGUUCUAUUAAUGCUAAUCGGUAUCGAAAUGAACUACAAAAUCUAAUUGGAAUGUUUGUUUCAACAUUACCGAAUCGUGUUGAACUUGAUCUCCAUUGGUCAUUUGACGAACUUGUUCAACAUGUACGAGAAAAAUGCUUAUCAAUUCUUGAACAUUCUCAUUAUCCAUUACAACAUAUUCUUGGUGAUAAUCGAUUAAAUCAAUUGAAUAUAUCAUUUCUUGAGACAGUUUUCGAUUUUAUUACUGUGUCAAAAGAUAUAGGACAUUUAUGUUUGGGUGUUGCAAAUUUAGAACGAAUAUCAUUAGAACAAUCACUUGAAGUGUCUAAAUUUGAUUUCUCAGUAACAUUUGUAUACAACCCAUUAUCAGACAAUAAGAGAUUAUCAUGUCGUUUUGUUUGUUCGCGUGAUCUGUUUGAAAACUCAACUAUUUCAAAAAUAGCUCAAAGAUUUCAAUAUAUGUUUGAGCAACUGUUUCACACACAAUCAAGCAACACUCUUGUGAUGAAUGUGAGUUCAUCGAUUAACAAGCUUGGUCUUAUUCUUCCUGAUGAAGCGGAAGAAAUGGAGUUAGUCGUAUUUCAUCGAUUGGACAAUAUUGUGAAUGAAGCACCAGCAUCAUUUGCACAAGCUCGUAUAUGGCUUGACGAAAGAAUUCGAUUCGAUCCGGAAAAACCUCAAAUAGCAAUCUAUAAUAUGCCUUUUGUUUACCGUCUUCAAUCAGGUCAUACUUUAUCCAUUAAACAACUCUGUCAUGCUCUUCAUCUCACUGUUAACAAACAUCCCUCACUUCACACAUUACUUCAUUUUGACAUCGAAAAGAAUCUACUUAUGCAACGAGUUAUUACACAAAAAGAUUACUAUACUGAUAUGUUUUCAAUCAUCGAAAGUACUUAUGAAACAGAUGAACAACUCAAUGAGAUUUUACACGACGAGAGACGUAAUCCUCAUCUUUUUGAUCUUGCACAAGGUCUUGUCUUUCGAUGUCAUAUUAUUUAUUAUCAACAAAUCUCUUCAAAACAUCUUCUUUCUCACAAAGAUCUAAUUAUAUUUAACUUUCAUCAUGCACUGUUCGAUUUUCCAUCAAUGAAUAUAUUUCUUCAUGAUCUUAAUCAAGCAUAUACAACAGGGCAAUUAUUAUAUGAUGACAACACUACUCUACGAUAUCUCGAUUAUGCUGUUAUUGAACAACAAAUGUCAAUGACUGGUGCAAGUAUGUUUUGGCUUGAUGCUCUUCAUAAUUGUAAACUUAAUCAACCUUUGUCAUUACCAUAUGAUCGAUAUCGUCUCUCAAAUGAACAUCGAACUGGUCGUGGAACGUCUAUCUCAUUUGAUUUUGGUCAAGAUCUCUCACAUGACUUUCUUAGUCAUGCAUCAUCAAAUAGCAUAUCACUGGAACAACUUGCACUUGCCACUUAUUAUGUGUUUUUGUUCAGAUUAACAAAUGGAGAAAAAGAUUUAUGCAUUGGAAUAAAUACACAUGGUCGCUAUAGAGAUGAACUUAACUCUAUUAUUGGAAUGUUUGUGAAUGCUAUACCUUUGCGAUGUCAACUUGAUCCUCAUUUAUCAUUUCAUAAAGUCACUAAACAUGUUCAAGAUAAUAUGAUAAACUGUACGAAGUAUUCUUAUUUUCCUCUUCAACGUAUUCUCAAUCAACAUCCCAAUAUAUCAAAUCCUGUAUUUCUUGACACAUCAUCUGAUUUCAUAUCAUCUAUGAUAAAAGAUGAGAAAGAUGAAAUAAUGAUUGGUGAUAGUCGACUUUCUUUACUACCUUUUUCAAUUAAGAUUAGUGAAGAUGAAAUAAUGAGUAAAUUUGAUUUUAUUGUUAGUUUUCAACAUGAUAUGAAUCUAAAUGAAUUCUCAUGUACAAUCAAUGCAUCACUUGAUUUAUUCAAUGUUGAAACAGUUUGUAUAAUUGCGCAAAGAUUACAGACAAUGUUACAACAACAAUUCACAUCUUUUCAAAGUCAAAUAAACAAACCAAUCCAUGAAGUACAAUUAGCAUUACCGACGGAACAAUUACUUUUACAAUCAUUGAACAAUACACAAAUAUCAUUUCCAUCUCCUCUCACUUGUAUUCAUCAUGAAUUUGUAUAUCAAGUAAUGAAACAUCCACAAAAACUAGCAGUUGAACUCGAUGACCAAUCAUUAACAUAUUGUGAACUGUUAUAUUAUGUUCAAGUAUUAUCUUUGACUCUUCUUAAUGAAUAUCAUAUGUUUCCAGGUGAGGCUGUGUGUCAAUGUGUUGAGCGAAGUCUGUCAAUGGUGAUUGGUAUAAUGGCGAUUGAGAUGGCUGGUGGUGUUUAUUGUCCAUUGUCACCUCGAGAUCCACAACAAAGGCUGCAUGCACUCGUAGAGCAAAUCCAAAGCCGUCUUGUUCUUGCUCAUCAUUUAACUAAGAUAAAAUUCGAUGAUGAAAUUGUUGUGCUUGAUAUUGAUUCAAUAUUAAUUAUUCAUGAUCUGAACUGUGACAUGGAUUACAACUGUCUUUCAAGUGUGAUAGUGAAAGGUGAAGAGAUAGCGUACAUUAUUUUCACUAGUGGUUCGACUGGAAUACCCAAAGCGGUUCAAGUUCGACAUAAGAACUUUAUUGAUUGUAUCAAUUCUUUGGCUUAUAUUAACUCAUUGAAUAACGACGAUAUAGUUGUACAAAUGACACGAUGUUCAUUCGAUAUUCAUGUUCAAGAAAUACUUGGUACAUUGUUGCUUGGAGGUACAUUGAUUAUGCUUCAUCCGGGUGGAACUAUUGAUUUUCAUUAUUUAUCCGAAGUGUUACAGGACAAAGAGAUCACGUAUAUACAUACGGUACCAAGUUUUCUACAUAAUUUUUUCGUUUUUAUCGAACAGAACGAGAAAGUAGAUGCUGUAAAAUAUCUGCGAUCACUUUGUAGUAUUGGUGAAGCUUUUGUUGUUCAUUUGAUCGACUUAAUCGUGAAAACUGGUAUAACUAACUGUACUGUGUGGAAUUUAUAUGGUCCAGCUGAAACAACUAUAGUUUCUACCUUCCACAAAGUAGAUCUAACAGAGGAAACACGAAGCGUCUCAAUUGGUAGACCACUUUCUAAUUAUCACUGUAUGAUCAUGAAUGAAUAUUUACAAUCGUCUGUUACUGGUCAACAAGGUGAACUGUUUGUGGGUGGAGCAGGUGUCUUUGCUGGUUAUCUUGGACGUGAUGAUUUAACUGCACGAGCUCUGAUUGAAAUAGAUGGUGAACUAUUUUAUCGCACAGGUGAUCUUGUUAGAAUAGAUAACAAUGGUCUUCUUCAUUAUCAAGGAAGAAAAGAUCAUCAGAUCAAACUACAUGGACAACGAAUUGAACUUGGUGAAAUCGAACGAUGUUUACUCAACAUCACAUCCAUCUCUGCUUGUGUUGUGAUGAAAUGGAAUGAUGAUUAUUUAGUUGCUUAUGUCCAAUCUUCUCAUAUCAAUGAAGAACAACUACGUCAACAUUGUCAAUCUCAUCUUCCACCACAUAUGAUUCCAUCUUUCUUUAUUAUUCUUGAUAAAUUACCUUUGAAUCAAAAUGGAAAAGUAGACAGAAAACAACUUCCUUCACCCAACUUUUCAUUAUCGACUAUAUUAUCACCCGAUAAAUCUGAUACUCCUUUUAAUCAGUUCGAAGAACGUAUACUCACUAUUUGGUGCCAAGUUCUUCAUUCUAAUCAAAAUCACAUUGUUAGAACUGCCAGCUUUUUCAGUGUUGGUGGUCAUUCACUAUUAUUUAUUCAACUUUAUCAUCAUUAUCAAUCAGUAUUUAACUUUGAUGCUCAUACACUUUCAAUUGCUCCAUUUCUUCAACAACCAACUAUUUGUCAGCAUUCACAAUUACUUCAAACAGUUAUAAUGAAUAAUAUCAAGCCAACACAAUGGUACACUUUACAUAUAAAUGAAGGUGUUGCCUCUUUUGCUCAAGAACGUAUUUUUCUCGAUGAACAAGUUCGUUUUUCGGGUGAUAUUGCUGUCUAUAAUGAACUGAUUACUUUACAAGUUGUUCAAGGAUCAUUAUCAUUAAAUCGCUUAUUACAAGCAUUUCGAUAUGUUUUGGAUAAACAUAAAAUAUUACGUACAUCUCUUAUGUUUAACAAUGAUAAUAGUAGUUUGAAACAAUGCAUUACAGAUAUACAUAAAACACUCACAAUAACUCUGAAUCGAACAUUUAAAAAUGAAAAUGAACUUCAAGACAUUAUUUAUCAAACAACUAUUAAUCCUAAUCUCUUUGAUUUAUCAACUGGUCAUGUUUUUCAUGCUGAAAUUCUGAGACAUCGAAUAUCAUUAAAUGAAAAUGAAAAUAAUAAUGAACUCAUAAUGAAUUCUGAUGUUCUCCUCACUGCUUUUCAUCAUGCAGCAUUUGAUCGAUCAAGUCGUUCCAUCUUUUUCAAUGAUCUAUGUUUUGCUUAUAAUACUAAUGCAAUAUUAAUAGAAGAUGAUGAAUCAUUGCAAUAUAUUGAUUAUAGUAUACAUGAACGUCUAAUGGAUAUGACAAUAUCUCGUGAGUUUUGGUAUUUACAAUUAGAAGAAUACAAUUUGGUAUAUCGAUUAUUAUUACCAGUUGAUCGACAACGUGUGUCUAAUGAUCAUCGAUCGAGCUCUGCUUGUAUCACUCAAAUCUCUUUUGACAACGAGAUUUCACAAUCAUUUCUUGAUUAUGCUUCUAUGCAUCAUGUGACACCAUUUCAGUUAGGUUUAACUAUGUUAUAUGCUUUUCUUUUCAAGUUAACACAUGGUGAUAAUGAUUUAUGUAUUUCUUGUCUUAAUGCCAAUCGACAUAAAACUGAGCUACAGAAUAUAAUGGGAAUGUUUGUUUCAACAUUACCAUAUCGUGUUCAACUUGAUCCUCAUUGGUCAUUUGAUGAUCUUGUUGAAAAUGUACGAGAAAAAUGUUUAUCAAUUCUUGAACAUUCUUAUUAUCCGCUUCAACAUAUUCUUGCCAAUUUACAUAUUGAUCAAUCAAACAUUUCAUUUCUCGAAACAAUGUAUGACUUUAUAACUAUAUCAUCACACAACGAUGAAGUAUAUUUAGAUGGAGCAGCUUUUAAACACGUGUCAUUAGAACAAUCGUUUGAAGUGGCUAAGUUUGAUUUCAUGUUAAUGUUUGUCUAUAAUCGAAUAUUGGAAAAUAAUAGAUUAUCAUUCCGUUUAACUUGUUCACAUGAUUUAUUUGAUGAAAUUACAGUUACAAAUAUAGGUCAAAGAUUAGAAUAUUGUUUUCAACAAGUUUUUUCAUCGAAUCAAGCUAUUAAUCGAGAUGAUACAUGUGUUACAUCUAUAUCGAAAAUUAGUCUUAUUCUACCAGAAGAAAUUCAAGAAAUGGAAGAUGUUAUCUUUUGUCGACAACCACAUAUUAUAAACGAAGCACCAGCAUCAUUUGCACAAAUUCGCCUAUGGCGCAAUGAAUCUAUUCAUUUCACUCGUUACAUAACACAAGUACCAGUCUAUAACAUGUCCUUUGUUUACCAUCUACACUCACAUCAUACUUUACCAAUACAACAUCUUCGUCAUGCUAUUCGACUAAUCAUGAAAAAACACCAUUCGCUUCGAACAUCAAUCAUAUUACCUACACAAAACAAUCAACUCAUGCAACAAAUCAUUGAUACAAACGAUCAUAGUAGACAACUUUUUACAUUUAUUGAAAGCGCUUAUACAACCCAUGAACAACUCAGUCAUAUCAUACAUGAAGAAAAAUAUAAUCCUCAACUUUUCAAUCUUGAUCAAGGUCUUGUUUUUCGAUGUCAUAUUGUUUAUUACAAACGAAUCUCCUCAAAUCAUCUUCUUUCUGAUACAGAUGUAAUCAUCUUUAAUUUUCAUCAUGCUGUAUUUGAUUAUUCAUCAAUGAAUAUAUUUUUUCAUGAUCUUAAUCAAGCAUAUACUGCAGGUCAAUUAUUAUAUGAUGACAACACUAAUCUUCGUUAUCUCGAUUAUGCUGUUAUUGAGCAACAAAUGUCAAUGACUGGUGCAAGUAUGUUUUGGCUUGAUGUUCUUCAUGAUUGUAAACUUGAUCAACCAUUAUCAUUACCAUUUGAUCGAUAUCGUCUUGCAAAUGAACAUCGAACUUGUUAUGCAACAUCUAUUUCUUUUGAUUUUGGUCAAGAUCUCUUAUAUGACUUCGUUACACAUGCAUCAUUGAACAACAUAUCAAUUGAACAUCUCACAUUUACUAUUUAUUUCAUCUUUCUAUUUAAACUAACUAAUGGACAAACAGAUCUAUGUCUGGCUAUGAACAUCAAUAACAAUCGAUACAGAGAUGAACUCAAGUCAAUCAUUGGAUUGUUUGAGAAUGUCAUUCCAUUACGAUGUCAACUAGAUCCUCAUUGGUCUUUUCAUCAAUUACUCAAACAUGUUCAAGAAAUAUCAACAAAGAGUAUGAAAUAUUCAUAUUUUCCAUUACAACAUAUUCUCAAUCAACAUGCACAUAUUUCCAAGUAUGCAUUUUUGGAUACAUCUCUGGAAUUUAUAUCAUACAUGAGCAACAAAUCAAUCAUCAUUGGUGAUUCUCAACUUGUUCCAGGAUCUUUCUCAUUCAAUAUUAAUGAAGAUGAGAUAUUAAGUAUGUCCGACUUCUCUCUUUCUAUCUAUCAUGAUUUGAACAUGAAUCAACUGUCAUGUACAAUCAAGGCAUCACUUGACUUAUUUAAUCGAGAGACAGCGGAGAAGAUUUCACAACGAUUUCAUUUCAUCUUCAAUCAAUUAUCUGCAUCUAUUAUGCACAGUCAAAUAAACAAACCUAUUUAUGAAUUAUCAUUAACAUUAUCAAACGAACAAUAUCUAAUGCAAUCUUUGAACAAUACACAAAUACCAUUUUCAUCUUCUCUCACUUGUAUCCAUCAUGAGUUUGUAUAUCAAGUAAUGAAACAUCCACAAAAACUAGCUGUUGAACUCGAUGAACAAUCAUUAACAUAUUGUGAACUCUUGCAUUAUGUCCAAGUCUUAUCGUUAACUCUAGUUAAUGAAUAUCAUGUUUCUCCAGGUGAGAUCGUGUGUCAAUGUGUUGAGAGAAGUUUAUCAAUGGUGAUUGGUAUUAUGGCAAUUGAGAUGGCUGGUGGUGUUUAUUGUCCAUUAUCACCUCGAGAUCCACAACAUCGUUUAAAUGCACUCACACAACAAACUCAAAGUCGUCUUGUUCUUGUUCAUGAUUUGACUAAGACUAAAUUCAAUUAUGACACUGUUGCAUUUGAUAUAGAUUCAGUAUUAACGAGUCAUGUCACUGGAUGUGUUAUUGAUGUGAUCCGACUGGAAAAAGUUAGAACAGUAUCAGAGGACGUCGCGUACAUUAUUUUUACAAGUGGUUCAACUGGAACACCAAAAGCAGCUCAAACACGGCAUCGAAACUUCACAAAUUUUGUACAUUCUAUACAGAAUGCUGAUGUAUUAAACGAGCAAGAUGUUGUUGCACAGAUAUGUGCUUCGACAUACGAUGUACAUGUCAUGGAAAUCAUGGGUAGUUUACUUUCGUCCGCGACUGUUGUGAUGUUACAUCCAUACGGCAAUAUGGAUUUUGAAUAUUUUGCUCACACACUGGAACAUAAACAGAUCACAUGCCUUGCACCUGUUCCAACCUUCUUAAAUCAUUUAUGCGAUUUUCUUGCUCAUUCCAAUCACUAUCCUUUGUCAUCUGUGCGAUCACUUUGUAUUGGCGGUGAACCAUUUUCACUAAAACUCGUUCACCGUCUCAGAAACCAUAUUAAAAGUAAGUAUUAUAUGCAUAAUAUAUAUGCACCGGCUGAAUGUACCAUUGUCUCAAUAUGUCAUCGUAUCGACACCGCAUCUGUUGGGAGCAAGAUUCCUCUUGGUAGAGUUCUGGCCAACGAACAAUACAAGGUUCUAGACAUUUUUUUGGAGCCAACAGCGAUCGGAGAAGAAGCUGAAUUGUUUAUUGGUGGAGUGGGUGUCUUUGCUGGUUACAUUGGACGUGAUGAUUUAACUGCAAAAGCUCUUCUUGAAAUAGAUGGUGAACUAUACUAUCGCACAGGUGAUCUUGUUACAAUGGAUAACAAUGGACUAAUUCAUUAUCAAGGAAGAAAAGAUCAUCAAAUCAAACUACAUGGACAACGAAUUGAACUUAGUGAAAUCGAACAAUGCUUACUUCAAACAUCGAUUUCAGCUUGUGUUGUCAUGAAAUGGAAUGAUGAUCAUUUAGUUGCUUAUGUGCAAAGUUUUGACAUUGAUGAAACACUAUUACGAGAACAUUGUCAAUCUCAUCUACCACCACAUAUGAUUCCAUCUUUCUUCAUUAUUCUUGAGAAAUUACCUCUGAAUGCAAAUGGAAAAAUAGAUCGAAAACUUCUUCCAUUACCUCACUUCUCACCAAUACAUCUCGUAAACAAUAUCGAAUUACUACCGCCAACAAAUGAUAUUGAAAUUAGUAUUUAUCGCAUCUGGUGUGAGAUAUUCAAACAUAAUCAAAUAUCAAUUGAUACAAAUAUCUUUACUAUUGGUGGUCAUUCGUUACUUAUGAUGCAACUUUUUCAUCGAUAUAAGAUCGAAUUUCAUUUAGAUACAAACACUCUUUCAAUAUUCAACUUAUUUCAAUAUCCAACGAUUAUUCAUCAUGCUCAACUCAUUCAGCAAUCUAUCAAUACCAUCCAUACUCUCGAUGACUAUCUGUGGUCGUCAUUAUAUCUCACUCAAGCUCGAGCAUCAUUUGCACAAGAACGAAUCUAUUUAGAUGAACAAAUUCGGUUUUCAUCCAACAAAACAACCAUGAAGAAUAUGUAUGUUAUUCCAUUACUUUAUCGUAUAUCAUCUAUGAAUGAUCAUGUGUCAAUUACUCGAUUAUAUCAUGCAUUUCAAAGUGUUAUCACAAAACAUAAUAUUCUUCGAACAGCACUUUAUAUUGAUGAUACAAAGAACAAUAUCAUACAACACUGUUUAGAUGCAAAUAUCAUUCUCCAGGAUGAUAUGAAAUCAUAUGGAUUGACAAUUGUUAAUAUUCAUAAUAAUGAUCGUCGUCAUAUGAAUGAUAUUAUCACAGAAAUAUUAAAUCAAGUUGAUUUAUUUGAUUUAUCAAAAGGACAUGUUAUACGUUGUCAUAUUCUUCGUCAUUAUCAUCAAUCUCAAGAUAGCAUCUCAUAUAAGAAUGAUGAUCUAUUGAGUGAAAAUGAUCACAUAUUGAUUAGUAUUCAUCAUGCAGUGUUUGAUGGAGCAUCUGUAUCAAUCUUUCUUCAUGAUCUUUCUUUUGCUUAUCAAUCCGAUGACUUGUUCUCUAUAGAUGAAAACUCAUUACAAUACAUUGACUAUUCUGUCCAUGAACAUAUCAUGGAUAUGUCAUUAUCUCGUGAAUUUUGGCACUCUCAAAUUGAAAGAUACAAUAUCAAAUAUUCAUUAUCAUUACCAUCUGAUCGACAACGUUCAUCAACUAAUCAACAACGAUCAGGUUUAGCUUCUUCAGCUCAAAUCGCUUUUGAUGAUGAAAUAUGCACAUCAUUUCUAAAUUAUGCAUCAUCACAUCAUCUCACACUCUUUCAACUUGGAUUAUCCAUAUUUUAUGUAUUUCUGUUCAAAUUAACUCAUGGUGAGACUGAUUUAUGUAUUUCUUCUAUCAAUGCUAAUCGAUACCGAAGUGAAUUAGUGAAUAUGAUAGGAAUGUUUGUUUCAACAUUACCAUUUCGUGUUGAGCUUGAUCCCCGUUGGUCAUUUGAUGAAGUAGUCAAAUAUGUACGCGAUAAAUGUUUAUCGAUUCUUCAACAUUCUCAUUAUCCAUUACAACAUAUUCUUGAUGAUAAUCGAUUAAAGCAGUCAAAUGUAUCAUUUCUUGAGACAAUGUUUGAUUUUAUUACUGUGUCUAAAGAUGUCGAACAUUUAUGUUUGAGUGAUACAAAUUUAGAGAAAAUAUCAUUAGAACAAUCAGCUGAAGUAUCUAAAUUUGACUUCUCAUUAAGAUUUGAAUACAAUCCAUUAUCAGAUAACAAGAGAUUAUUGUGUAAUUUUGUUUGUUCACGUGAUCUGUUUGAAAAAUCAACUAUUUCACAAAUAGCUCAAAGAUUUCAAUAUAUGUUUGAGCAAUUAUUUCGAACACAAUUAAGCAACAUUUCUUUAAUGAAUGCGAGUUCAUCGAUUAACAACGUAUGUCUUGUUCUUCCCGAGGAAGCUGAGGAAAUCAAAUUGGUCGUGUUUCAUCGAUUGGAGAAUAUUGUGAAUGAAGCACCAACAUCAUUUGCACAAGCUCGUAUUUGGCAUGACGAAAAAAUUCGAUUCGAUCCAGACAAACCUCAAACAGCAGUCUAUAAUAUGCCUUUUAUCUAUCGCCUGCAACCAGGUCAUACUUUAUCGAUUAAACAACUUCAUCAUGCUCUUCAUCUCACUGUUAACAAGCAUCCAUCACUUCAUACAUUACUUUAUUUUGAUAUCCAAAAGAAUCUUCUUAUGCAACGAGUUAUUACUCAUGAAGAUAAAAACAAUACCAAUAAUAUGUUUUCAAUCAUCGAAACUAUUUAUCAAACAGAUGAACAAUUGAAUGAGAUUUUACACGAUGAGAAACGUAAUCCUCAUCUUUUUGAUCUUGCUCAAGGUCUUGUCUUUCGAUGUCAUAUUAUUUAUUACAAACAAAUCUCUUCAAAUCAUCUUCUUUCUCACAAUGAUCUACUUAUAUUCAACUUUCAUCAUGCUCUAUUUGAUUUUCCAUCAAUGAAGAUCUUUCUUUAUGAUCUUAAUCAAGCAUAUACAACAGACCAAUUAUUAUAUGAUGAGAACACUACUCUACGUUAUCUCGAUUAUGCUGUUAUUGAACAACAAAUGUCAAUGACUGGUGCAAGUAUGUUUUGGCUUGAUGCUCUUCAUGAUUGUAAACUCGAUCAAUCUCUAUCGUUACCAUUUGAUCGAUAUCGUCUUGCAAAUGAACAUCGAACUGGUCGUGGAACAGCGAUCUCAUUUGAUUUUGGUCAAGAUCUUUCACAUGACUUUCUUAUCCAUGCAUCAUCAAAUAAUAUAUCACUUGAACAUCUUACAUUUGCUAUUUAUUUCAUCUUUCUAUUUAAAUUGACUAAUGGACAAACAGAUCUAUGUAUUGCUAUGAACAUCAAUAAUAAUCGAUAUAGAGAUGAACUCAAAUCUAUAAUUGGACUGUUUGAGAAUGUUAUUCCAUUACGAUGUCAAUUAGAUCCCCACUGGUCUCUUCAUCAACUAUUCGAACACGUUUCAGAGAUAACAACACAAAGUUUGAAAUAUUCCUAUUUUCCACUUCAACGUAUUUUUGAUCAACAUCCACAUAUUUCAAAACAUGCAUUUCUUGAUAUAUCAUUUCAAUUUCUAUCAUCUAUGACAUUAACUGACAAUAAAUUAAUAAUGAUUGGUGAUAGUCAACUUUCAUCAAUACCUUUCAUAAUGAACAUUAAUGAUAAUGAGAUUAGAAAUAAGUAUGAUUUCUCACUUAUAAUUCAACAUGAUCUCAAUGUCAAUCAACUCUUAUGCACAAUCAAUGCAUCACUUGAUUUAUUCAAUGUACAAACAAUUGAUAAGAUAUCUCAACGAUUUCAUUCAAUCUUGAAACAAUUAUUUACAUCUGUUGAUAAUCAAAUGAAUGGACCAAUCUAUGAAAUAUCAUUAACAUUACCAAAUGAAAGAUUACUUAUGCAAUCAAUGAACAAUACAGAAGUAUCAUUUCCAUCUCCUGUCACUUGUAUUCAUCAUGCAUUUGUAAGUCAAGUAAUGAAACAUCCACAAAAACUAGCUGUUGAACUAGAUGAACAAUCUUUGACAUAUGCUGAACUUUUACAUUAUGUCCAAGUAUUAUCUUUAACUCUUGUUAAUGAAUAUCAUGUGGUUCCAGGUGAAAUCAUUUGUCAAUGUGUUGAGAGAAGCUUGUCUAUGGUUGUUGGUAUCUUGUCAAUAACUAUGGUUGGUAGUGCUUAUUGUCCGUUAUCAUUACGAGAUCCUCCACAACGUCUACAAGCUCUUCUUAAUCAGACUAAGAGUCGUUUAGUUUUGGUUGAUGCAAAUACACCAGUUGUUUUCAGCUCCGACAAUCUAACUCUAAAUAUUGACUGUGUUAUUCGUCUCGAAGAAAGAUUUAGUGAGAUUAAUCUGAAUGAACUUUCCAAUGUUCCUGUAACACCAGAAACUGUUGUCUUUGUAAUUUUUACAAGUGGCUCAACUGGUAUUCCAAAAGCGGUUCAACUGCGUCAUCGAAACUUCACAGAGUUUAUGCAUUCAUUUGUGAAUGUUGAUGUAGUAACAAAGUCUGAUACAAUAAUACAGAUGGCUCGGUGUUCUUUUGACAAUCAUCUCCUAAGCUUAGUCGGUACAUUGGUUAUUGGUAGCACAUUAGUGAUGCUUCGACCGGAAGGCAAUAUGGAUUUAGAAUAUCUUGCUGGAGUCCUCGAUCAAAAGCAGAUUACUGUCAUGCAUGCUGUUCCAUCGCUUCUGAACAGUUUAUUUGAAUUUCUCAGAAUUAAUAAGCGUACAUCAGCAGUUAAAUAUUUACGAUCCUUAUGCAGUGGUGGCGAGGCAGUUAAUGUUAAGCAAGUUAAUCUAUUUCAAAAUUUAGUUGGAAAGCAAUGUCGAAUUCGAAAUCAUUAUGGUCCAGCCGAAAUCACGAUCAAUUGUGCUUGUUAUUUAAUUGACCUGAGCAAAAGCCAAACAAGCAUUUCUAUAGGUCAACUUUUACCCAAUUACCGGUGUCUGAUUUUAGACGAAUUUUCUCAGUGUGUCUGUAUUGGGCAUGAAGGAGAAUUGCUAGUGAGUGGUGUAGGUAUGUUUGCUGGAUACUUUGAUCGUGAUGAUUUGACUACCAAGGCAAUGAUCAAUAUCAACGGGCAAAUGUACUAUAAAACAGGUGAUCUUGUUACAAUCGAUAACAAUGGUCUUCUGCAUUAUCAAGGAAGAAAAGAUCAUCAAAUCAAACUACAUGGACAACGAAUUGAACUUGGUGAAAUCGAACGAUGUCUCCUCAACAUUACAUCCAUCUCUGCUUGUGUUGUCAUGAAAUGGAAUGAUGAUUAUUUAGUUGCUUAUGUUCAAAGCUGUAAUGUUAAUGAACAGGAAUUGCGUGAACAUUGUCAAUCUCAUCUUCCACCACAUAUGAUUCCAUCCAUAUUCAUUGUACUUGAUAAAUUACCUUUGAAUCAAAAUGGAAAAAUAGAUCGAAAACUUCUUCCACCGCCUCACUUCUCAUCCGCACAUCUCACAAACAGUUUAGAACUACUACUACCAACAAAUGAUAUUGAAGUUAGCAUUCAUCAUAUUUGGUGUGAGGUAUUCAAACAAAAUCAAAUCUCAGUUGAUACAAAUAUCUUUACUAUCGGUGGUCAUUCAUUAAUCAUGAUGCAACUUUUUCAUCGAUACAAGAUCGAGUUUCAUUUAGAAACAAAUGCUCUUUCCAUUACUCACUUAUUUCAGCAUCCAACAAUUAUUGAUCAUGCUCAACUCAUUUAUCAAACUAUCAAUAUGAAAGGAGAUAUCAAUAACUAUAAUUGGUCCUCAUUACAUAUCAUGAAAGCUAAAGCAUCAUUUGCUCAAGAACGUAUUUUCUUAGAUGAGCAAAUUCGAUUUUCAUCAACAGCUGAUAAUAAUACUAACAUGUAUGUUAUACCAUUAAUCUAUCGUAUUUCAUCUAUGAAUGAUCAUAUAUCUGUUUCACGAUUACAACAUGCAUUUCAAUCUAUCAUUACAAAACAUCAAAUUCUUCGAACAGCACUCUAUCUUGGCACAGAUGGUACUAUUAUACAACAUUGUUCAGAUAACAAUGUUAUUUUUGAUGAGAAACAAUCAUCGAAAUUUUCAAUAAUUAAUUUCUCUGAUGAAGAAUAUGAACAGGAUGAACUUGUAAAGAAGAUCUUAAAUCAAUCAGAUUUAUUUGAUUUAUCAAAUGGCUCUGUUAUUAAUUGUUACAUUCUCCGCCAGGAUCAAUCAAAUCAUUCAUUCACUCAGAAUAAUAUUGAUCUAUUGACUAAAGAUGAUCUCAUAUUAUUUACUAUUCAUCAUGCUUGCUUUGAUGGAGCAUCAACAUCAGUCUUUACUCAUGAUCUUUCUCUUGCUUAUCAAUCUAAUGAUUCGUUGCUUGCAGAUGAUAAUUCAUUACAAUAUAUUGAUUAUUCUAUUCAUGAAUACAUAAUGGAUAUGACAUUAUCUCGUGAAUUCUGGCAUUCUCAACUUGAUGGUUACAAUAUGGAAUGCUCAUUACCAUUACCGAUUAAUCGACAACGUUCAUCAGUUAAUCAACAACGAUCAGGUUCAGCAGCCACAGCUGAAAUCACUUUUGAUAAUGAACUAUGCACAUCAUUUCUAAAUUAUGCAUCAUCACAUCAUAUCACACUAUUUCAACUUGGAUUAUCCACAUUUUAUGUCUUCCUAUUCAAAUUAACUCAUGGACAAACUGAUUUAUGUAUUGGUUCUAUCAAUGCUAAUCGAUAUCGAAGUGAAUUAGUGAGUAUGAUAGGAAUGUUUGUAUCAACAUUACCAUAUCGUGUUGAACUUGAUCCCUAUUGGUCAUUUAAUGAAGUAGUCAAAUAUGUACGCGAUAAAUGUUUAUCGAUUCUUCAACAUUCUCAUUAUCCAUUACAACAUAUUCUUGAUGAUAAUCGAUUAAAUCAACCACAUGUGUCAUUUCUUGAAAUAAUGUUUGAUUUUAUUAGUGUAUCGAAAGAUAUGGAACAUUUAAAUUUGAAUGAUGCUAAUUUAGAACAAGUACCUAUAGAACAAUCAGCUGAAGUGUCUAAAUUUGACUUUUCAUUAAUAUUUGUAUACAAUCCAUUAUCAGAUAACAAGAGAUUAUCAUGUCGUUUUGUUUGUUCACAUGAUUUGUUUGAAAAAUCAACUAUUUCAAAAAUAGCUCAAAGAUUUGAAUAUAUGUUUGAACAAAUGUUUCAAACACAACCAAGCAACAUUCCUGUGAUUGAUAUGAGUUCACCUAUUAGCAAACUGUCUCUUGUUCUUCUUGAAGAAGCUGAAGAAAUGGAGUUAGUCGUAUUUCAUCGGUUGAAGAAUAUUGUGAAUGAAGCACCAGCAUCAUUUGCACAAGCUCGUAUAUGGCUCGAUGAAAGAAUUCGGUUCGAUCCAGACAAGCCACAAGUAGCAAUCUAUAAUAUGCCUUUUGUUUAUCGUCUGCAACCAGGUCAUAAUUUAUCGAUUAAACAACUUCGUCAUGCUCUUCAUCUCACCGUUAACAAACAUCUCUCACUUCAUACAUCACUUCAUUAUGAUACUCAAAAGAAUCUACUUAUGCAACGAGUUAUUACUCAUGAAGAUAAACAUAAUAACAGUAAUCUGUUUUCAAUCAUCGAAACUACUUAUCAAACAGAUGAACAACUGAAUCAGAUUUUACACGACGAGAAACGUAAUCCUCAUCUUUUUGAUCUUGCUCAAGGUCUUGUCUUUCGAUGUCAUAUUAUUAAUUACCAGCAAAUCUCUUCAAAUCAUCUUCUUUCUCACAAAGAUAUACUUAUCUUUAACUUCCAUCAUGCUCUAUUUGAUUUCCCAUCAAUGAAUAUCUUUCUUCAUGAUCUCAAUCAAGCAUAUACAACAGGUCAAUUAUUAUAUGAUGACAACACUAAUCUUCGUUAUCUCGAUUAUGCUGUUAUCGAACAACAAAUGCCAAUGAGUGAUGCAAGUAGGUUUUGGCUUGAUGUUCUUCAUGAUUGUAAACUUGAUCAACCUUUACCAUUACCAUUUGAUCGAUAUCGCCUCUCAAAUGAACAUCGAACUGGUCGUGGAACAUCUAUUUCUUUUGAUUUUGGUCAAGAUCUUUCACAUGAUUUUCUUCUUCAUGCAUCAUCAAAUGAUAUAUCACUGGAACAUCUUGCACUUGCUACUUAUUAUGUAUUUUUGUUUCAAUUAACGAAUGGAGAAAAAGAUUUAUGCAUUGGAAUAAAUACACAUGGUCGAUAUAGAGAUGAACUUAGCUCUAUUAUUGGAAUGUUUGUGAAUGCUAUACCUUUGCGAUGUCAGCUCGAUCUUCAUUUAUCAUUUCACAAAGUCACUAAGCAUGUUCAAGAUAAUAUGAUAAAUUGUAUUAAAUAUUCAUAUUUUCCACUUCAACGUAUUCUCAGUCAACAUCCAAAUAUAUCUAAUCCUGUGUUUCUUGAUACAUCCUUUGACUUUCUAUCGUCGACGACAAAAGAUGAGGAGAAUGAAAUAAUGAUUGGUGAUAGCCAAUUUUCUUUACUACCUCAUUCAAUCAAGAUUAGUGAAGAUGAAAUAAUGAGUAAAUUUGAUUUUAUUCUUAGUUUUCAACAUGAUCUCAAUCUAAAUGAAUUCUCAUGCACCAUUAAUGCAUCGCUUGAUUUAUUUAAUGCUGAAACAGUUUGCAUAAUUGCACAAAGAUUACAGACAAUGUUAUACCAAUUAUCUGCAUAUAUUAUUCAUAAUCAAAUAAGCAAACAUAUUCAUGAGCUAUCAUUAACAUUAUCAAAUGAACAAUAUCUAAUGCAAUCAUUGAAUAAUACACAAAUAUCAUUUUCAUCUCCUGCCACUUGUAUUCAUCAUGAGUUUGUUUAUCAAGUAAUGAAGCAUCCACAAAAACUAGCUGCUGAACUUGAUGAACAAUCUUUGACAUAUUGUGAACUUCUAUAUUAUGCUCAAGUGUUAUCUUUGACUCUUCUUAAUGAAUAUCAUGUGUUUCCAGGUGAGAUCGUGUGUCAAUGUGUUGAGCGAAGUUUGUCAAUGGUGAUUGGUAUAAUGGCGAUUGAAAUGGCUGGUGGUGUUUAUUGUCCAUUAUCACCUCGAGAUCCACAACAUCGUUUAUAUGCACUCAUACAACAAACACAAAGUCGUCUUGUUCUUGUUCAUGAUUUAACUAAAACCAAAUUCGAUGAUGAUAUAGUUUCACUUAAUAUUGAUUCGAUAUUAAAUAUUAACGAUAUAGAUAAGAAAGGUCUUUCAAGUGUGAUAAUGACAGAUGAAGAGAUAGCCUACAUUAUUUUCACAAGUGGUUCGACUGGAACACCCAAAGCGGUUCAAGUUCGUCAUAAGAACUUCAUUGAUUCUAUGCAUUCUUUGACUUAUAUUAACUCAUUGAAUAAAGACGACACAGUUGUACAAAUGACACGAUGUUCAUUUGAUAUUCAUGUUCAAGAAAUACUUGGUACCUUACUGUUUGGUUGUACAGUGAUUAUGCUUCAUCCAGGCGGAAUGACUGAUUUUGAUUAUUUAUCCAAUGUCUUACAAAAAAAACAGAUCACAUAUCUUAGCACUGUUCCAAGUUUAUUGCAUAGUUUUUUCAUUUUUAUCGAGCAUAAGAAGAAAGUACAUGCUGCGAAAUAUCUUCGAUCACUUUGCAGCGGUGGUGGACCUUUUUCUGUUCCUUUAAUUGAUUUGAUUGUGAAAAUCGGUUUACAAAACUAUAUUAUAUGGAAUUUGUAUGGUCCAGCUGAAACAACUAUAACUUGUACAGGGCAUCGUAUUAACGCCACAAAUGGUAUACAGAGCAUCCCAAUUGGUACACCACUUUCAAAUUAUCGAUGUAUGAUUAUGAAUCAAUAUUUACAAUCAUCAGCGAUCAAUCAAGAAGGAGAACUGUUCAUAGGUGGAGUGGGUGUCUUUGCUGGAUAUCUUGGUCGUGAUGAUUUAACUGCAAAAACUCUUCUUGAAAUAGAUGGUGAACUGUUUUAUCGAACAGGUGAUCUUGUUAGAAUUGAUGACAAUGGUCUUCUUUAUUAUCAAGGAAGAAAAGAUCAUCAAAUCAAACUUCAUGGACAACGAAUUGAACUUGGUGAAAUCGAACGAUGUUUACUCAAUACAUCUAUUUCUGCUUGUGUUGUCAUGAAAUGGAAAGAUGAUUACUUAGUUGCUUAUGUUCAAUCUUCUCAUAUCAAUGAAGAACAACUACGCCAACAUUGUCAAUCUCAUCUUCCACCACAUAUGAUACCAUCAAUAUUCAUUAUACUGGAUAAACUACCCUUAAAUCCAAACGGAAAAGUAGAUCGAAAACUUCUUCCGUCACCAGACUUCUCUUUCUCGACUUUGUUAUCUUCCGAUAAAUCUGAUACUCCUCUUAAUCAGUUCGAAGAACGUAUACACACUAUUUGGUGUCAAGUUCUUCAUUCUAAUGAAAACCACAUUUCUAGAACUACCAGUUUUUUUAGUGUUGGUGGUCAUUCACUUUUAUUUAUUGAACUUUAUCAUCAUUAUCAAUCAGUAUUUGACUUUGAUACUCAUACACUUUCGAUUGCUCCAUUUCUUCAACAAUCAACUAUUCAACAACAUGCACAACUACUUCAAACACUUCCAUCUAAUGAUACGCAGACAACACUAUGGCAAUCACUACAUAUCAAUCAAGGUAAAACAUCUUUAAAUUAA